AGCGAAUUCUGAACGGACCUGGGUCCCCCGGACCAGUGAGCGGGGGCCGCGGCACGGCGGCAGCGACAGCAAGCGCCGCUGCUCAGCUGUAGUCCACGCCCCCUUCCCGCCCCAGUGACAGUCUCUGCGGAAAGUCGCGUUUGUGAUUUCUGAAGAGCACCCAGCGGGACGACGGCGGUCCUGCCUGGUCGUUCGGGCCAAGCGACGAGGAAACGGUUUCCUGGCGAACUGCCCACCCCACCCCGCGCCCCUAGGCAGCCCGUACCUUUAGGCCUGAAGAUGCUGAGAUCUAUGUGGAAUUUUCUAAAACGUCAUAAAAAGAAAUGCAUCUUCCUGGGCACAGUCCUCGGAGGAGUAUAUAUCCUGGGAAAAUAUGGACAGAAGAAAAUCAGAGAAAUACAAGAAAGAGAAGCUGCAGAGUAUAUUGCUCAAGCACGACGACAGUAUCAUUUUGAAAGUAACCAGAGGACUUGCAAUAUGACAGUGCUGUCCAUGCUUCCGACCCUGAGAGAGGCCUUAAUGCAACAACUCAAUUCUGAGAGCCUAACCGCUCUGCUAAAAAACAGGCCUUCAAACAAGUUGGAAAUAUGGGAGGAUCUGAAGAUAAUAAGUUUCACAAGAAGUAUUGUAGCAGUAUACAGUACUUGUAUGCUGGUGGUUCUUUUGCGAGUCCAGUUAAACAUAAUUGGUGGAUAUAUUUACCUGGAUAAUGCAGCAGUUGGCAAAAAUGGCACGACAGUUCUUGCUCCUCCAGAUGUCCAACAGCAAUAUUUAUCAAGUAUUCAGCACCUCCUUGGAGAUGGCCUGACAGAAUUGAUCACAGUCAUUAAACAAGCUGUGCAGAAGAUUUUAGGAAGCAUUUCUCUUAAACAUUCUUUGUCCCUUUUGGACUUGGAGCAAAAACUAAAAGAAAUCAGAAAUCUAGUUGAGCAGCAUAAAUCUUCUUCUUGGAUUAAUAAAGAUGGAUCCAAGUCUUUAUUAUGCCAUUAUAUGAUGCCAGAUGAAGAAACUCCAUUAGCAGUUCAGGCCUGCGGGCUUUCUCCUAGAGAUGUUACAACUAUUAAACUACUCAAUGAAACUAGAGACAUGUUGGAAAGUCCAGAUUUUAGUACAGUUUUGAAUACAUGUUUAAACCGAGGGUUUAGCAGACUGCUAGACAAUAUGGCUGAGUUCUUUCGACCUACUGAACAGGACCAACAUAGCAACUCCAUGAGUAGUCUUUCCAGUGUCAGCCUGCCAUUAGCUAAGAUAAUUCCAAUAGUAAAUGGACAGAUCCAUUCAGUUUGCAGUGAAACACCUAGUCAUUUUGUUCAGGAUCUGUUGAUGAUGGAGCAAGUGAAAGACUUUGCUGCUAAUGUGUACGAAGCUUUUAGUACUCCUCAACAACUGGAGAAGUGAUUUCUUUUCCUUCAA
Molecule: messenger RNA, 1413 nt
Organism: Zalophus californianus (California sea lion)
Lineage: Eukaryota; Metazoa; Chordata; Mammalia; Carnivora; Otariidae
Gene: PEX3
Product: peroxisomal biogenesis factor 3
Exons: 12
Coding region: 280-1398 (372 amino acids)
Biological process (GO): protein import into peroxisome membrane
Cellular component (GO): peroxisomal membrane
Molecular function (GO): protein-macromolecule adaptor activity
Source: RefSeq, a predicted model, not a curated record